AUGGGAAUAUUCGUUUUAAAUUAUUCGAUGAUCGUUGACAAUUUCCUAAUAUCGUUAUGUUGGGUUAUAAUUGCACAGUAUGAAGUAAUUACCACAGCGUUAGCAAAGAUCGGAAACGACUGCGAACAUACACACUUUCAAAACGAAAAAGAUAACAAUAGUUUUGAAGCAUAUGAAGAUCUUAAAUCAAUUAUAAUGGAUCAGAACAAAUUGUACAUAAAAUUGAAAUCAUUCUAUCGUGUGGUGUGGAUAAUAGUUAUAUUUUUGAUUAUUAUAGAUUCAGUUUUAUUAAUAAUAUUGACAUAUUCAUUUAUCAUGAUUUGUUCGUCAGCAGAAUCAUUUUCUAUUUUCAACAUCCUUAAGAUCUCGACAGCAUUUUUUGUUUUUGUAAUUCAACUAUACUUAUACUGUUAUUUAUUUGACGUUCUAAAUGAUAAAAAAGAAUCCGUCAACUUUGGAUUAUAUUCUUGUGAUUGGACGAAGAUGGAUUUAAGAUUUAAAAAGUUAUUAUUAUUAGCAAUGAAGUUCAAUAAUGCUAAUAAAUUAAAGAUAAAAUCUACACCGAAUAAAAUAGUUAAUUUACAACUAUUUUCUAGCGUGAUGACCACAACCUUCAACAUUGUCACGGUCAUGCUCAAAACAAUGAAUGGAAAAAAUUAA
Molecule: messenger RNA, 660 nt
Organism: Macrosiphum euphorbiae (potato aphid)
Lineage: Eukaryota; Metazoa; Arthropoda; Insecta; Hemiptera; Aphididae
Source: the annotation of a GenBank genome assembly